AUGGGAGAAAUGGUGUUCUGCGGCACGGGUAGCUUCAGGGACGUCGACAAGGAGAAGGGCGCCGGCGGGAAGCGGGACGCCGCAGCGAAGGCGAAGAAGGCGAGCGGCAAGACCAAGGGGAAGGGCAACCCCUACUCGUCACAGGGGGUGGACAAGUUCUCCACCGUGCUGUCCGAGCUUGAGUUCAAGAGGGAGAAGAUCCUGCGGCGCGUCGGUUCAGAUGUCGACGCCGGCCACCUCAUGGUCCGGUUCGUGCAGUCCGAGGCCAAGGGCUGGGUGCCCAUCGUCGUCAAGCUUCCGCACGAGAAAGAGCAGGCUGUCGACGCCAAGAAGAGGCAGAGCAAGCCGACCUCACGGUGGUCGACGCCGCCCACAGAGCCGGCAGCAGCACGGCCGCUCGCUGCUGCUACUGGAUCCGGCCGCCGGAGGUCAAUACCAAAAAAUGCGGAGAGGGGAAGAAUGAGAGAGACGGCGGCAUACUGGUGA
Molecule: messenger RNA, 486 nt
Organism: Panicum virgatum (switchgrass)
Lineage: Eukaryota; Viridiplantae; Streptophyta; Magnoliopsida; Poales; Poaceae
Exons: 1
Coding region: 1-486 (161 amino acids)
Source: RefSeq, a predicted model, not a curated record